AUGUCUCGUCUUGAAACAGAUAUCCUGGACUCAUUAUCCACAGAGCUCUCUCAGCAGCUCAAGAAUCACGUAGAUCAAGCCCUGCUCGAAUUUAUACGGCCAAAUUCUGCAUCUCAGUUUGCUCAGCAUGCUCCCGAGUUGGCGCACUUCCGCAAGGCCAUCGCGCAGAGCGAUUCGAAGGAUGAUAACGUCUUCCUACGUAGCUUCCGAGAAUUCAUACCUACCACAAACUACGAACCGUACAGGCCAUUCAUAGCAAAGUUUUUUGCUACCCCUUGCAGGGAAGCUGAUGUCAAGGACAUGCUCGCCCCUGGACUGCCCUACUUCUUUUCCAUGUCCAGCAUGACAUCUCGAGCAGAAGCAAAGACGUUCCCGAGAUACCGGCCUCCCCCAUACCUUUUGGAACACCGUCUAUAUCUGGUGCUUCCCCCGUCAGAGGGUACCACCUUAUCACCAUCUACUUUGAAAUAUCAGCAAAUCCUGAAAAUAGAGUGCGAGGACGGUCGGAGCUCCAAGAAGGUGACGGUCUGCUCAUUGAGCGUCGGUUUUCUGCGAAUGGCAAUGAACUGGGAUGUCGAAAACGAUAAGGAUAGACUCGAUUUAUGGGUUCCGGGGCAAACGGAUCCAUUUGCAAUCUCUUUGGUUGGAAGUUAUCGCGCUUACUUUGUUCUGAAUGCACUAUUUGCGCUCGCAGACCGUCGGUAUGUAGAGGACGAGUGGACUCUACUUGUCGACUGUAUCGAGAAGGGUAUCAUCCCAGACGUCGAAGACCUCGGUCAUUUGCGCGCACCUCUAGAGAAACAUCUUACUCCAAACCCUCUUCGUGCUGCUGAACUUCGCGAAAUUGGGCCUCCUGGCCCUCAGGGUUGGGCGGUUCGUGUGUGGCCUGACUUGAGAGAGUUCAUUGGGAUCACUGGAGGUCCUGCUGCUGCUUCUGUUCCAAAGGCACGUCAAGUGUUAUGGUUCGCUACCCAGCUGACAGUUAGCGACACAAGGUCACUCACGUCCUCGGACCUUCUGUCCGCAUGCAGUCUUCUGGAUUAUGGCGGUUCAGAAUGCAGUGUCGCCGUACCAUACCACAAAGGCAACCCUAAUAUUGACUUCAAGGUAUUGUUAGGAGAUGGGGUCACCGAGUUUCUGAACUGGGAGCUUGUAACUGGAGGGCAUUACGAGCCCGUCUUGACGACCCGCAAUGGCUUGUGGAGGUACCGCCUUGGUGAUGUCGUCGCCAUUAAAGGUUUUGAUCCAGAUGACGGAUUGCCUAUCAUCAAUUACCUUCACAGGCGAGAAGUCGCAAUUGACGAACGCGGAUCGUUUCUGCUGCUGAACAAUGUAUCGGCCCAAUCGCAGACUUCACUAUUGUGGGAAAUCGUAGGGCAAAUAGGAAAGGACGCGGGAAUGGCGAUACAGCAGACCUUUGAGCACCUCAUAGCGGCAAACGAUGAAUAUUGCGCUGCUGUUUGGGAAGCCAAAUCAAGAAAGCCAACCAUUCGUCUUGUGGAGAAAGGCACCUUUUCAGAAUAUCGCAGGCAGAGAAGCGACAAGACGAACGUCUCCAUUGGUCAGGUGAAGGUUCCCGUCGUCCUAUCCGACCCAACGUUUAAGGAGUGGCUUCCUCAAGAGAGUUGUGAUGGAGCUGUAAAAGAGUCUGAACUGGAUUUACUCUCGACUCUUAGCGAUAAUCAGACCUUAGUGAUCUAG
This is a messenger RNA of Suillus paluster, 1701 nucleotides long. RefSeq lists its product as uncharacterized. Gene Ontology annotation, molecular function: acid-amino acid ligase activity. The transcript is spliced from 9 exons. The coding region runs from base 1 to 1701 and encodes 566 amino acids. Gene Ontology annotation, cellular component: cytoplasm. The record is from RefSeq and is a predicted model, not a curated record. NCBI's taxonomy places the organism in Eukaryota, Fungi, Basidiomycota, Agaricomycetes, Boletales, Suillaceae.